CUCCGCCUGGGAGGCCGGGCCGGAGGCGGAGGCAGGGCGGGCGGGGAUGUCGUCCUGCGGAGGCCCCGGCUCCGACCCGACGGAGGGGCCUCCCGCACCCGCUGCUGCUCCUCCGGGGCGGCUCUCCCGCAUGGCCCGGCUGCAGCGGCGGAGGCCGGCGGUGCUCUUCGGGGGCGCGGCGGCGGCGGUGCUGGGCUGCGCCUUCCUGGCCGCCCUCAAGGCCUCCUCCAGCCGUGCCAAAGACGUCACCUUGCCCGCCAGGCCUCCAGUCAGCUUCUUUGCUCUGACGUCUCCGGUCCACGACCUUUUCCUUGGGCAACUGGACCACGCAGAGGACAUCCGGCGUGACUCGGAUGUCAGUCUUUUCUACUUCUAUGCCCCGUGGUGCGGGCAGUCCGUCGCCGUCCGGGAGGAGAUCGAGAAGGUGGCUGGCAUCCUGGCGGACCAGGUCCUGUUCGUGGCCAUCAACUGCUGGUGGAACCAAGGCAAAUGUCGGAAGCAGAAGCAGUUCUUUUACUUUCCGGUUAUAUAUUUAUACCAUCAAAGCUUUGGGCCCAUUGAGUACAAAGGCCCAAUGAACGCUGUUUACAUUGAAAAGUUUGUUCGCCGUGUGAUGACACCCCUGCAUUAUAUUUCAUCCCAAUCAAAACUACAGCGGUUCCUGUCCCAUUAUGAACCCGGCGUCUUGGGAUACUUCGAGUUCAACACCUCCCCCCAGCCCCCGGGUUACCUGACGUUCUUCACCUCAGCCUUGCAUUCAUUAAACAAAGAUCACCUUGGACCCAUCCACUUUGGGGUGAUUACGAAUAAGCAGGUUGCAAAGGAGAUCCCACUGACCGUCUCUGGCAGCAUCUAUUUGCCUCGCCGCCUCAACGCAUCUCUUCUCUUCCCGCACGAAGUCAUGAACUACACUGCCGAGAACGUGUGGAAGUGGGCCCUGGAGAACGGGGAAUCCUUGGUCCGCUGGCUGAGGCCCCACGGAGGGAAGAGCCUCCUGCUGAGCAACGAGCUGAAGAAGGGGCCGGCCCUCUUCCUCUUCCUCCCCUUCGACCCUCUGGCCGAACACCAGCCCCUCGUGGAAGAGGUUUCUGAACUGGCGUUGGAGUACAACCGCUGCAACAAGAGCCGUAGGACGGAGGAGGCCGGCCACCCCGAUGGGGCCUGGGCCCCCCUCCCUCGCUCUGCAUCCAGGCCCCGUUGCUGCAACACGGUGGUCCUCCCGCCACGGUGGCACUCGCUCUCCCGGGCCUCGGCCUACAACAUCUGCGAGCUGUGCGUCAACCAGAGCGACGGGCUGCAUCCCAGCCCUUUGGCAACCUGCACUUUCUUUGAGAUCGAGGCCGCCUUGGACUCCUUCUACCUCCAGGAGCGGGCCUUCCUCUUUCACACGGCCUCCCUCUGCAGCAACUUCCUCCACUCCUACAGCCCUUUCAGUUACUACUCUGCGUGUUGCCGGACGGUGGGCUCUGGAGAGGCCUCCCAAUGGCCACUGGGAGGAGCUGCCCCCCAUGGGACGCCGCCACGGCCAUGGGGAGACAGGGCCCAUCCCUCUAUGCCUCACAUUGAGGACGGGAAGGGCCUCCUCCCCGCAAGCCCCCCUUUCUUCAGGCCCGGUUUCACCGGCCUCAGCUGCAGGACCAACAAGACGCUCAACCUCUACUUGCUGGAUGCCAACCUCUUCUGGGCCUACGCUGAGCGUUUGGGAGCCUCAGCCCCCACCAAGGGCUUUGCCGCCAUCGUGGACCUCAAGGAAGAGACCCACUAUGUCCUGGAUCAGGAACAGGCCCUGCGGGGGGCCAGCCUCGAAACCUUCAUUCAAAACUACAGUGUGGUGUACAGUCCCCUGCGGAGGCACCUGGUGGGCGAGAGGAGGACUGGACGCCCAAAGGCCCUGCACCGGAUCCGGGAGAUCACCUCCGGGACGUUUCAGGAGACGGUGCUGAAGAGCCCCCAGGAUGUGGUGCUGCUGUAUUACACCCCGUGGUGCGGCUUCUGCAUGUCCCUCAACCACGUCUUCCUCCAACUAGCCCGGAUCCUGCCUCCCCAGGACUUCCUAGUGGCCAGGGUCGAUGUUUCCCGCAACGACUUGCCCUGGGAGUUCAUGACCGACCACCUUCCUAACGUCUUGUUUUUCCCUCAAGGCAGGAAGGACCGGAGCGUGCGCUUCCCCUCCUGGCACUUCCCGCUGACCCUUCCCAACCUGCUCCGCUUCCUCCUGGCCCACUCUGGCCGGCCUUCCUCCUCCUCCUCCUCCUCCUCCUCUUCUUCAGACCCGGAGCCCAGCCUCAAGGGCUCCCUUUUGGGGGGGCUCCUGGCCGAAAACGCCUUCCUCAAGGCCCUACUGACCACCAAGCAGAGGUCCGAAGAUGAAGGCCCGUUUUCGCCCAUUGACCCUUUCCCCAAAGCCGAAGAGGGCGGCCAGGCCCAGCCGGACCUCUGCAGCAGAGAGACCGAAGGGGAAUGAAGACCCCGACACAAAUCACGUUCAGGUCUUUAUGCAAACUUUAUUGACAUCUCGGAAAUCCUUCUCUCCCCAAAGAACUUCCUGUGUCAUUUCCUUGGACUAGAAAUCAAAGAGUAUUUUUAUAAUGAGCCAUGAAAACCGGACGGAAGCACAGUCCCCGAAGCCUGCCGCCUCAAGGGACAGACUGGGGGUUCCGGGGGCCUUUGCACUUUACGGUUGCACUAAUUUGAUAGCUUUUGUAUUGAUUGGGGCCUAAAUUAAAACAAAGGGGGAGGGAGGGCAGCACAAAGCUCCCUUUCUCCCCCAUGAAUCUCCAGGAA
Anolis carolinensis (green anole) is the source of this 2784-nucleotide messenger RNA. It is a transcript of the gene txndc11, whose product is annotated as thioredoxin domain containing 11. The transcript is spliced from 12 exons. NCBI's taxonomy places the organism in Eukaryota, Metazoa, Chordata, Lepidosauria, Squamata, Anolidae. Bases 47 to 2464 code for a protein of 805 amino acids. The record is from RefSeq and is a predicted model, not a curated record.